AUGCCCUACAAACUCACCAACAGAAACGUUCUCGUCACAGGUGGAACCCGAGGAUUAGGCGAAGUCAUCUCUCUCAAAUUUGCGGCGGAGGGUUGUAAUGUUGCUAUUAACUAUGUUUCUAGUGGGAAGAAGGCGCAGGAAAUGAAGGAGAAGAUGGAGAGGGAGUGGGGAAUCAAGGUUAUUUGUUUGAUGGGUGAUAUGAGUCAAGAAUCCGAUUGCAUUUCUGUUGUGAAAGAAACAAUCAAGGAGUUUGGAGGGCUGGACAUUAUUAUAUCAAAUGCUGGCUAUACACGGUUCUCAACAUUCUCCGAUCUUUCAGCUCCUACCCCGGAUGAUUGGCAAAAAUGCUAUGCUACAAAUGUGGUAGCUCAGUCUAUCUUGUUGAGAGAGGCAUUGCCUACCUUUCAGGCGAACGAUGAGGGAGGAGUAUUCAUCAUGACGAGCAGUAUUGCAGGUGUCAUUGCUGGGGGCAGUUGCAUGCCAUAUUCCGUGACAAAAGCCGCACAAUUACAUUUGAUGAAAUGUUUGGCUGCUACCCAGGGACCAAAAGUAAGAGUCAAUGCCGUAUUGCCGGGCUUGGUACUUACAGAAUGGGGAAGGACAUACUCGGAGGAAGAUCAGGAGAAAUUGAAGGAUAAAGCAUACUUGAAACGGGUGACGGACAUCGAAGAUUGUGCUCAGGCAUUCGUGGAUAUUGCGAAGAACAGCAGCAUGACAGGACAGAAAAUACAAGUUGAUUCUGGACUUGCACAGAAUGUGUGA
Botrytis byssoidea is the source of this 762-nucleotide messenger RNA. RefSeq lists its product as uncharacterized. Lineage: Eukaryota; Fungi; Ascomycota; Leotiomycetes; Helotiales; Sclerotiniaceae. The record is from RefSeq and is a predicted model, not a curated record. The transcript has 8 exons. Bases 1 to 762 code for a protein of 253 amino acids.